Messenger RNA from Cervus elaphus (red deer), 822 nucleotides. RefSeq names its product pre-rRNA-processing protein TSR2 homolog. The transcript is spliced from 2 exons. The coding region runs from base 1 to 822 and encodes 273 amino acids. Gene Ontology annotation, biological process: maturation of SSU-rRNA from tricistronic rRNA transcript (SSU-rRNA, 5.8S rRNA, LSU-rRNA). NCBI's taxonomy places the organism in Eukaryota, Metazoa, Chordata, Mammalia, Artiodactyla, Cervidae. Gene Ontology annotation, cellular component: nucleus. The record is from RefSeq and is a predicted model, not a curated record.
AUGAACAACAACCAAGAUGUCCCUUAUGAGUGUCACCACACCAGCGAGGUCAGCCAAAAGAGGCUCUUAGGGACUGUGGUCUGUGCAUCGCUGGAAGCCUGGCCCACCUUGCAGAUUGCUGUGGAGAAUGGCUUUGGGGUUUUGCACAGCCGGGAGAAGGCUGUAUACCUGGGGGGUGCAGUGGAGGAGUACUUCUUCCGCAAUGCUGGCUUGGAGCUAGAUGAGGUGAAGGACUUCCUCAGGGAGCUAAUGGUGAAUGAGUUUAAUAUGGUUGUGGGGAGUGGUAGUCUGCUCCAGGUGAGUCAGCAGCUACAGACCAUGUUCCACCACUUCCAGAGGAGUGACAGGGCUGCUCUGAAGGCGAUGGUCUCUCUCAUCACCCAAAGAAAGUGUAAGGUCAGAGCCAAUGGACUGACUACAGCCAGAGAGACUGAUAAGGAUGAUGGUACAAAUAGCAUGGAGGAAGUGGAGAUUGCAGCUAUGAAAGAUGGGGAAGCUACAGAUGGGAUGUGCCCACAGCCUGAACACUUUGGUCUAGACUCCCAGACUAUUAAGGAAAAGUAUAUAGUGGAGGAUGGCCAGACUAGAGAAAGAAAUGAGUGGGGCUGUAAAUGGUCUGGGUCCUUGUUUGCUUGGGACUUGUUUGUAGGGUUUUUGUUGGAGGGUUGCAGACCUCUGGACUGGUUAUCUCAUCUCCAUGCUCACCCCAUUUCCUUAUCCAGAUUCUUCCAGGGGGCAGAAGAACCCAAGUGCCCCUGGUCUUGGGGUGAACUGAGUGAUAAGGUCUGGUUUCCUAGCAAAGUGUCUCCUGGGUGCAAUUAG